This is a messenger RNA of Cuscuta europaea, 2787 nucleotides long. NCBI's taxonomy places the organism in Eukaryota, Viridiplantae, Streptophyta, Magnoliopsida, Solanales, Convolvulaceae. The record is from the annotation of a GenBank genome assembly.
UAAGUCUACGAAAAAAUAGAUUUAUUUGGUUGCAUUUAUGAUACAUGCUUCUAGUUCGAGCCCCAACUUCUCCAGUCUGUAGCCCCGCGCUUGGUGUAGCGUUCUCAAAGAAUUUGCAUAGGAAUGACGGAAAGCUCGGCGCUUGAAGACGAAGCGCCCUCUAUUACAGCUCUCGGAUCUCUGUUUAAGCUCACUGAAGUCUAUCUAUCGGAUAAUACUGUGGAUGAUGUUCGCUUAUGCUCACCUUCUACGGAAGCUUCGAGAACCAUCACUGAAGAUGCUGCUGAUUCAGAUAAUUCAGAAUUUCACUUCUUACCAGAAGAAGUGGUGCUUGCCAAGUUGAUGAGUGGAAUGGGGCUCCCUAUGUCAUUUCGCACUAAGGAGGUAUCAUCUCAAUUAAUGGGUUUUUACUUGCGUUCUUUCUUCAUACAUUUAGGUUGACUGUGAUGCUUGUUUCAGAAUUUUCUCUAUUUGGUUUUACUAACUCCUGCUUUAGGAAUUGUGAACAUGGGAAGUAUGCUAGUGAAUUUGAAGGUCAGGAUAUUUUUAGGUUACUUGGUAUCUGGAAAUAAAAUAUCGUUCGCACUGCACUGGAGCAAAACUUUUCAUACAAGGAAUUCCCCAAUAAUUUAUGGUGACUAAUCUUGUGCAGGAAGUUUGCUUGAAACAUGAUGAAAGUCCUACAAAUGUUCCCUUGUAAUCGAAACCAUAUUAAGUUGGGCUAUUUUUUUGUUUUGACACUUCCAUUGUUUUUUCCUUCCACUGUGAGUAGUGCAUGUAAUGGGCAGCAUAAGAGGAAGGGAAUACUUGGAGGAAUGAGAAAAAACAAGCUGAAGGAUGUACUUCAGGAACACAACCCAAAUCAGGAAGAUGUGCAAGGGCCUUUAAAAGAGAAGGAAGAAAGAGUGAAUUGCCGAACUUUGAUCCUGCAGUUGGUGUAGAAGAAGUUUGUCAUCUCUCUGAUGCAGCGAAAGAUUCAAUCAGCCCGAUGUCAUCUAGUGCUAGCUCUACAAUUGAUGACCCUAUCACCAUCAUUCCUGGAAGUGACCAAGAGUUGAAUUCCAAAUCUUCGUAUCAUGAACUCUUAUUAAAGGAUGAUAAUGAAAUUUUCUUAAAAGAAGAUAUUGGAGUUCUUGAGAAAUCGAUUUUAGAUGGAAUAGUUGGCACUACAUAUGAUGGGAAGGGCCCGAAAGGAGAUCAGAUGGAUGACUCUAAAUGUUUGAAGCCCCCCUUUGCAAUUGACCAUGAUGCUAGAAGUGAUUUUGGUCAUUGGGAGGUUUAUUGGGAUGACUUCUACUCAAGGAACUACUUCCAUAAUUCUCUUACACAAGAAUGUACAUGGGACCCACCUCCAGGAAUGGAAGAGUUAGUGUAUAUUAAUAUCAUUGAUAAACCAACAGAGGCAAAGAAUGAUAUAGCUGACAUGGAUGUCACUUUUACUGGUUUUGAAGAAUCUGCUGAUCAACCCAUAUUUUGUCAUCCACAACUUAUGUGUGACUUGUCAGAGGAAUACAUAGGUGAUGAUAAAUUACUAGAUCAACAGAUUCAUGCUUCAGUUGAAGAUGAACUUGUUAUUGAAACUAUCUGUCAUACCAGUUCCGAGAAAAAGAAAAGAAAAUCUAGGAGAGCAAAAUCCAAAAAGAAACUAUCCAUACAAAACGGAGAGUUUCAUUCCCCAUUGAUAAAUGAAGGCCUAAAUCGUGGUUUGAGUAAAUACUGGUGUCAAAGGUAUAGUUUAUUUACAAAGUAUGAUGAAGGUAUACAAAUGGAUGAAGAAGGAUGGUUCUCUGUUACUCCAGAGUCCUUAGCAAAGCAUCACGCUCAACGUUGUGCUGGUGGUACUGUAGUUGAUUUAUUCACUGGAGUUGGUGGAAACGCUAUCCAGUUUGCACACAAGUGCAGACAUGUAAUUGCAAUUGAUAUUGAUCCGAAGAAAAUUGACUAUGCACAACAUAAUGCAGUCAUAUAUGGAGUUAGAGACCAAAUAGACUUCAUUAGAGGAGAUUCCUUGAUAUUGGCUCCAACGUUGAAGUGCUUCUGCCAUACGGAAUGUCAUAGAUAGUUAGACACCAUGGACAAGGGGAACAAAACCAGUGAGAAAAUUAGGUAGAUGUAGUUUACAUGUCGCCACCAUGGGGAGGACCUGAUUAUGCUAAGGUUAAGAAAUUUGACAUCAAAACAAUGCUGAAGCCGCAUGAUGGGUAUUUUCUCUUCAAUGCUGGCAUGAGAAUUGCAUCUAAAGUUGUCAUGUUCCUUCCCAGAAAUGUAGAUAUCAAUCAACUGGCUGAGAUUGCUUUAUUAGCCAAUUCAUCAUGGUCGCUAGAGGUGGAGAAGAAUUUCUUAAAUGGCAAACUGAAGGGAAUCACGGCAUACUUCAUCAAGUCUUCCUCAUAGCAGACAUGCAACUAUGCAAGUCUACGUCUACCUCGAGCCUACUGUGGACAGCAUUGGCACUUUUGAAUUAGAGAGAAAAGCCCGCUCUUUACGAUUGCUGUCAUUUUACCACCUCAUCCCAAAUUCUCAAUUAGUUUGGUUUAGAAGCCAGCUAGCUCAUCUUUUCUUAAUUUCGCCUUUCCAUCAUCAUCAGUGUUGCCUUUUGGCGAGUAUGAUCUCCCUGGAGUACAAGGUUUGAGUUUCUUGUACUGUUGUAAAUAUGUAUUAACAUAAGGUUGCACACUUUUGCAAUUACAUCUAAUUAAAUAUUAUGUGGGAGCAAAAAUUAACUUUUGUGGGAGCAAAAAUUAACUUUUGUAUGUAUCAGCAAACAAAAACUUUCGUAUGUUAGCA